UUCUGCCUUCAUAAUUAAAACGACAUUUCCAUAUGUUGAGAGUGUCCCGAUUUUGGGGAACUAUAACUCCGCUUCGGAGCUAUCCAAGGAUUUUUCGAUAUGCCUCUACAGCCCCCAACGGUACAGAAUCCUUUGCUGACAAUGAGCGGCCAAUCGACACGAGUUUAUUGUUUCGAGAAAAAACAAAAUUUCAGCUAAAAAAGUAUAAACCGAUUUCCCCUGGUUUGCGACACUUGCAACGUCCCAUUACUGAGAAUUUAUGGAAAAAAGGACCUUAUCGUCCAUUGACAGUGGCCAAGCGCAAAACAGGAGGUAGAAAUAAUACCGGUCGAAUUACUGUGCGACAUAUUGGCGGUGGACACAAACAAAGAAUCCGACUUGUCGACUUCAAACGGACUUCUCCAGGACCUUGCAAGGUGUUACGGAUUGAAUAUGACCCUGGAAGGAGUGGACAUAUUGCCUUAAUUGAAAGCCUGGACGAAGAAAAGCGGAAAAGUUAUAUUCUAGCUUGUGAUGGCCUUCAAGCUGGUGACACUGUCGAAAGUUUCCGUAAUCUCAUGGCGUUGGAUAAGAAUGGAAAGCUUCCUGAUUUGAAUCCAGUUUUAAUUGCUGAAUUAGAGGACGGGACGUUUACUGCCCGUAACCUGAAGCCGGGAAACUGUUUCCCCUUGCGUUUGAUCCCAGUGGGUACAUUAAUUCAUGCUAUUGGUCUUCAACCAGGCCAAAAAGCAAAGCUGUGCAGAUCUGCUGGCUCAAGUGCUCGACUCAUUGCGUUUGAUGACAAAAACUAUGCAAUCGUGAGAUUACAAAGUGGUGAAGAACGGAAGAUUUUAGCCUCUUCCUUUGCUACAAUUGGAACUGUCAGUAAUAUAUAUUGGCAACACCGAAAAUUAGGAAAGGCAGGACGUUCUCGCUGGCUUGGCAUCCGUCCUACGGUUCGUGGUACAGCCAUGAACGCUUGCGAUCACCCUCACGGAGGUGGUGGUGGUAAAAGUAUUGGUAACAAACCAUCACAAUCGCCUACGGGUGUUUUAGCUAAAGGAGGCUACAAGACUCGUAAAGGCAAGAAUAUGAAUAAGCUUCUUGUUCGUGGUCGUCCUCGUGGAAAAGAUAAGCGCUAG
This is a messenger RNA of Schizosaccharomyces cryophilus OY26, 1121 nucleotides long. Its product is annotated as ribosomal protein subunit L2. Lineage: Eukaryota; Fungi; Ascomycota; Schizosaccharomycetes; Schizosaccharomycetales; Schizosaccharomycetaceae. Gene Ontology annotation, biological process: cytoplasmic translation. The transcript has 2 exons. The coding region runs from base 33 to 1121 and encodes 362 amino acids. The record is from RefSeq and is a predicted model, not a curated record. Gene Ontology annotation, molecular function: RNA binding; transferase activity; structural constituent of ribosome. Gene Ontology annotation, cellular component: large ribosomal subunit; ribosome.